UAAUUUCGGUUGACCCGACCCAUCAACACAGAGUCUAUUUAAAGCCCCGUGAAUGCCUGGCAAAACCCAUAGCGGAGAGAUCGGCGAGGGCGAAUUUUCCAAUAUUUUUUCCUUAGUUUCUCUUCCAAUUUUCUGUAAUCUGUAACCAUGUCUCAGACUACUGUCCUCAAGGUUGCUAUGUCAUGUCAAGGCUGUGUUGGAGCUGUCAAAAGGGUCUUGGGAAAAUUGGAAGGAGUUGAGGCGUUUGACAUCGACAUAGAUGCACAGAAGGUGACUGUGAAAGGCAAUGUAGAGCGCGAAGUAGUUUUCCAAACUGUUUCGAAAACUGGGAAGAAGACUGCCUACUGGGAAGAGGAUGCCCCAGCAGCAUCUGCAAAGGAGGCAACCCCAGCAGCGGCACCAGCACCGGCUGAAGCCGAAGCUAAACCUGCCGAGACCGUGGCUGCUGCUUAAAGUAUACUCCAUUUACUCCAUGGAAAUUUUCUGUUCAAUGCAUAAGGUCUUUGUUUCCUGAAGCUAAUAAUAUUGUAACAAUAUGCAAACUUGUCUAUUUAGUCUGUAAUAUUUUUAUUUGAGCCUCUCUUGUAUGACCUUCUACGAUAAAACUUAACUAUAGUUUACGGAUAUAUAUAUCUGUUUUGCCCCCA
Molecule: messenger RNA, 647 nt
Organism: Benincasa hispida (wax gourd)
Lineage: Eukaryota; Viridiplantae; Streptophyta; Magnoliopsida; Cucurbitales; Cucurbitaceae
Product: copper transport protein ATX1-like
Molecular function (GO): metal ion binding
Source: RefSeq, a predicted model, not a curated record